This is a messenger RNA of Cynocephalus volans (Philippine flying lemur), 920 nucleotides long. RefSeq names its product troponin T3, fast skeletal type (gene TNNT3). NCBI's taxonomy places the organism in Eukaryota, Metazoa, Chordata, Mammalia, Dermoptera, Cynocephalidae. The record is from RefSeq and is a predicted model, not a curated record. The coding region runs from base 141 to 713 and encodes 190 amino acids. Gene Ontology annotation, cellular component: troponin complex. Gene Ontology annotation, biological process: regulation of muscle contraction; sarcomere organization; skeletal muscle contraction. The transcript has 12 exons. Gene Ontology annotation, molecular function: troponin I binding; troponin C binding; tropomyosin binding.
AAGUCCAUGAGGAAGUUCAUGAACCAGAGGAAGUCCAGGAAGAGGAGAAGCCGAGACCCAAACUCACUGCUCCUAAGAUCCCGGAAGGGGAGAAAGUAGACUUCGAUGACAUCCAGAAGAAGCGCCAGAACAAAGACCUCAUGGAGCUGCAGGCCCUCAUCGACAGCCACUUCGAAGCCCGGAAGAAGGAGGAAGAGGAGCUGAUUGCCCUCAAGGACAGGAUCGAGAAGCGCCGUGCAGAGAGGGCUGAGCAGCAGCGGAUCCGCGCCGAGAAGGAGCGGGAGCGCCAGAACAGGCUCGCGGAGGAAAAGGCCAGGAGAGAGGAGGAGGAUGCCAAGAGGAGGGCGGAGGACGACCUCAAGAAGAAGAAGGCCCUGUCCUCCAUGGGCGCCAACUACAGCAGCUACCUGGCCAAGGCCGACCAGAAGAGGGGCAAGAAGCAGACCGCGCGGGAGAUGAAGAAGAAGAUUCUGGCUGAGAGGCGCAAGCCCCUCAACAUCGACCACCUGAGCGAGGACAAGCUGAGGGACAAGGCCAAGGAGCUCUGGGAGACCCUGCACCAACUGGAGACGGACAAGUUCGAGUUUGGAGAGAAGCUAAAACGCCAGAAGUACGAUAUCACCAACCUCAGGAGCCGCAUCGACCAGGCCCAGAAGCACAGCAAGAAGGCUGGGGCCACGGCCAAAGGCAAGGUCGGUGGGCGCUGGAAGUAAAGGAGCCGCAGCGGCCCCCCGAGGCAGAGACCCUUGGCCCUUGCCUGCUGCUGGGUCUGUCUGUGUUCCAGCUUCCAUGCCAAGACUCCUUCUGGGGCUCCUGGAUGGUCCUGCGGGCCGAGGGGCUGCUCCGGAGCACCCUCAGUGUCUCUGUCCUCCCUGCCCCCAUCCUCCGGGAUCCAUAAAUAAAGCUAGUGGACCCCCUUC